This is a messenger RNA of Papaver somniferum (opium poppy), 450 nucleotides long. RefSeq lists its product as uncharacterized. The record is from RefSeq and is a predicted model, not a curated record. The transcript has a single exon. The coding region runs from base 1 to 450 and encodes 149 amino acids. Lineage: Eukaryota; Viridiplantae; Streptophyta; Magnoliopsida; Ranunculales; Papaveraceae.
AUGCAUCAAGCUGGUAGAACUACAAUGGUCAAAGAUGUUCUUAAUUCAAUUCUCAUAUAUCAAAUGAAGACGUUUAAGAUGACAAAUAAACUACUCAGGAAGUUAGACAUUAUUCAAAGGAAGUUCUGGUGGGGUUUUAAAACGAACAGAGGUAUUAUUUUAAUUGCUUGGAAAAACAUGUGCUUAUCUAAAGAUCUAGGUGGUCUGGCCUUCAGGGAUUUAGAGAUGUUGAAUCAUGCACUUCUUACUAAGCUAGCAUGGAGAAUCUGUCACAAAUCUGAUCACUUGCUGGGUCAAAUUCUUAAGGCUAAAUAUUACAAGCAUGAAGAUUUCAUUCAUUUACAUGCUGAGAAGAGUAACUCUUCUUGGGUUUGUAAGAGUAUUGAAUUGGGUCUCUCAAUAGUUCAACAAUACUACUUUAUGGAAGUUAACAACGGGAAUUCUAUUUGA